This is a messenger RNA of Paramisgurnus dabryanus, 1196 nucleotides long. It is a transcript of the gene h2az2a, whose product is annotated as H2A.Z variant histone 2a. Gene Ontology annotation, molecular function: DNA binding; structural constituent of chromatin; protein heterodimerization activity. The record is from RefSeq and is a predicted model, not a curated record. Gene Ontology annotation, cellular component: nucleosome. Lineage: Eukaryota; Metazoa; Chordata; Actinopteri; Cypriniformes; Cobitidae.
CCAAUAACGACUAUUCUGAUUGGAUAAUUCUGUCGCUUGGUAUGCCCCGAUCUUUCCCUGCUAAAGGGGGUUUAUUGUUCCUCCGAGUCAAGUGGCGAUAUAGAUUUUAGCUGGACCUCCUUAGAUCUCAUUCAAAAAUAAUACGUUGCUGAAAUGGCAGGAGGUAAGGCAGGUAAGGAUAGUGGAAAGGCUAAGGCAAAAGCAGUGUCUCGCUCCCAAAGGGCUGGACUUCAGUUCCCAGUGGGUCGUAUCCACAGGCACUUGAAGACCCGCACUACAAGCCAUGGUCGUGUGGGUGCGACAGCAGCCGUCUACAGCGCAGCCAUCCUUGAAUAUCUCACAGCUGAAGUUUUGGAGUUGGCAGGAAAUGCCUCAAAAGAUCUAAAGGUGAAGCGUAUCACUCCUCGCCAUUUACAGUUGGCCAUUCGUGGAGACGAGGAGUUGGACUCCCUCAUCAAGGCAACCAUUGCUGGUGGUGGUGUGAUUCCUCACAUCCAUAAGUCUCUGAUCGGUAAGAAGGGUCAGCAGAAGACUGUGUAGUUCCCAUCGGAGUGACUAUGGGGACAUGGACUCAAGGACUUGCAUUUGGAAAGCGUGACCAGAUCGGCUUGUGUUCAUCCAUUCAUCCAUUCUCAUUUUUUUUAAGUUAAUAUUAAUGUUAUACUAGCUAACCAUGAGUGAUUUGUUAGUUUUGUGUUAAUGUUAUAUCGCCAAAUCUAGAAUGGCAAAUAAAUCCCCCCAACCCAAAUGUCAGGUAUUUUAGAGGGAGACAAGCAGGAAGUGUCUGAUAUUUCCUGCUGUGACUGUGGAGUUGUUUCUUAAAUUGGCCAGAGCUAUGAAGCUGUUUUAUACUGAAAUGGAAAUAAAACAUUUUAUACAAAACAAGAUUAGCUUGUUCUCAUUUUAUUGUUUGUGUCUUCUCUAUUUUUUUUAUAAAAUGGGAGUUAGUCAGCUAAAUAAUAUUUCCGCCAUUUAUUAUUUGUUCUAUUAUGUGUUGCAAUUUUUUUACAACCCUGUUAACCAAAAUUUUAAACAUGGCCACAUGUAUUUAAUAGAUUAAAGAGCUUCAACAAAUGGAGUCAACCUAUAAAUUGUGUAAAUAUUGUGAAAAUGUCAAUGAAGAGCUAUUCCACCGUACUGUAUACAAUGAUCGAGGCAAAAUCUGAUUCUUUGUGGUAAUAAAAUUUGUCAAUUUA